UCUUUGAUAUGAGAGACCUUAAGAGUACAAGAGCAAGAAGAGUAGGAGGGAAGAAUGCGCGCGGGAACAUCUGACAAAACGAAUAACCCAUCAUCUGACCGGCAUUAGAGCAUGCUGGAGCCCACAGAUGCGCACAGGAUCAAUAGGCGUUCAGUUUCUUGCAGACAGUGAACAAGGCAGGCGAAUUAUACCAGGAAGUAUUGAUAUGUCAAGUUUAGGUUAUUUUUAAAUUGUUUUCCUAUUAAAGUCGCUGCAUUGUUCACUUAUUAUUUGCAACUAGUUAAAGGUCUAUCGAGUGUCUGUCGCCUACGUGAAGGAGAGGGUUGGGCAUGCCGUCUUGGUGACACAGUGUGGGAGGCGGUCGUGUACCCUACCAGUUAAUUAACGGGGUUUGAUGACGAAACAUCAUCAGCAUUCGCUCGAAAAGUAUCAGAGCUUUUCAUACAGUCCAAGGAAUUUUUUUCUCCCUCGAUGCGCUAUCUUCUUCUUCCCUCUCCGGGUGCCCUCUGUUACAGGAGUUGAAGGCAACCUCGUAGAAGUCAGAAGAUUCAGACGAGUGUGAAUACCAAUGCUGCACUAACAGCCAAGGAUUCUGUUACUUCAUCUUCAUCAGCUGUGGUGGAUCUGAGAAACAGACUGGCAGCAGAUUUUUGUCCAACUUCUCCCCUGCCAUCCAGAUCCCAGUAUGACAUUAUCCAGUGCUCAGCCUCUGCGUAGAGGAAGCACCCCAGUCCCAAUAAAACACCAAUUAAGACGGGAGGAAGCUGUCAAUGAUGAUUGCGAUUGGACUUCGGGACUGGGUGGUCAGUCACCUCCUCCGAUCAGUAUCUGCCCUGCUCAGGACGGGUUUGCGUCUUCAGGGGCAGACAGACACGGAGGGCCUUUACGAAUCGCCCUGCUGGGACAGAACGGGGUCGGGAAGUCCUCGCUGGCCAUCGCCCUGGCUGGAGACACAGACAGAACAGCCUCUGUGGAUUCAGAGGGGGAAGGCUAUGUACGCAUGGUUACCGUGGACGACGAGGAAAGCAUCAUCGUUAUCUACGACAACUGGAGGCAGGACUUGUCCACGCUGCAGUGCGACGUGUGUGUGCUCGUGUUCUCGGUGACGGACAGACGGAGUUUCCACCGCACCGCCCAGCUGCGUCUCCUCCUCCGGGAGACACAGCCCCAGACUCCCAUCAUCCUCGUGGGCAACAAGAGUGACCUGGUGCGCUCACGCGAGGUCAGCGCUGAAGAGGCCCGCUCUAGUGCAGGCCUGUUUGGCAGCCUGUACCUGGAGCUCUCCACCACCCUGGAGCACCACACCUCUGAGCUGCUGGAGGCGGCGGUGCGGGCGGCCCGGGGCGAGAGCCUUUGGCCCUGCGGGGAGGACGGCGCCGGAGGUGGCCGCCGCGAGAGCCUCACCACCCGGGCCAAGCGCUUCCUGGCCAGCCUGGUGCCCCACUACCACCGCGAGAGGGAGAGAGACGGGGGCAAGUUCUUCCGACAGAAGUCACGCUCCUGCCACGACCUGGUAGCCCUGUGAUGAGGAGAGAGAAGAGAGAAAAAGGAGAAAGAAACGGGAAAUGAAUAGAUAAAUGAAUGGGUGAAAGAAGGAUGGAAUAGAGAGAGAGACGGUGGGGAAAGAGAAUGAAAAGAGGAGAGAGAAGUGCUAGCUACUCGCAGCAAAUAACCACAUAAUUCACAUAAGAUGCAUUUCACAGUCAGAGACCUUAGGGGAGAGUGGAGGGUGUGUACACAUCCGAUGUCAUUUAGGACCAGGAGAGAAAAAACUCAGAAUAGCACUAGAUUCUUAACAUGUAGAGUACAGCACAUAACCUAUACCAUCAUUUUAAAUACAUUUGUAAAUAUACAUAUCAUGGUGUGACCUGUAUUGAGCUACUAUUUGUCAUGUUCACACAAUUAUCCCAAUAAAAGUGUUACAGUACAAAUAAACUGCAGU
Messenger RNA from Clupea harengus (Atlantic herring), 1942 nucleotides. RefSeq names its product GTP-binding protein REM 2-like. The record is from RefSeq and is a predicted model, not a curated record. Gene Ontology annotation, cellular component: plasma membrane. Gene Ontology annotation, molecular function: calcium channel regulator activity; GTPase activity; GTP binding. Lineage: Eukaryota; Metazoa; Chordata; Actinopteri; Clupeiformes; Clupeidae.